Messenger RNA from Dentiscutata heterogama, 391 nucleotides. The record is from the annotation of a GenBank genome assembly. NCBI's taxonomy places the organism in Eukaryota, Fungi, Glomeromycota, Glomeromycetes, Diversisporales, Gigasporaceae.
GGUAAAAGUAACUGGAAAAGGCGUUCUUGAAAAUAAUUAUUAUCUAGAAAUUCAGCGUGAUGGCUAUAUAGAAGAGGCGUACUUUGACUACACAUUUAGUCCUAUUUUUAAAUUAGAUGGUACAUUUUGGGGCGUUAUUAAUAUUACAAAUGAAGUUACUCAAAAAGUCUUAAAUGUUCGAAGGUUAAAAACGCUUGAAGGUCUUGGAUGCCAGAUUGCUGAUGCAGAAUCCUUAGAAAGUGUCUGCCACAUUAUAACGAAAAAAUUAAAAAAUGACAAUAAAGAUAUUCCAUAUGCAUUAAUUUACCUUGUCGAAAAUAACAAUGGGUCAAAAUAUGGUCGUAAAUCUUCAAUUGCCCGUCUCGUUUCAACGACCUUUGAUGAAGAGCUU